CUUUAUCAGACCUGCCGUUCAGCAGUUUUGAGUUGGCUUGGGGAUAUUUUAGUCCUUGGUUCGGCAAGGUCUUAAGAAGAGAGGAGAUUUUCAUGGGUCUGGCCAUUUUUCAGUAAGGGUGCUGAUCGGUAGGGGCUGACUGAACUUUUUGGAGCCUGCAGUGGCUUCAGCAAGAGGGUCAGUUACGGUACCAACAGGAAGGUACCCAAGGCCAGGGUUAAGUGGUAAGCUGUUGUUCAUAUUAGAGUUUGAGCGAGAUGAAGGUGGUUGUGGGGAUGGUAGUUUCCAAUAAGAUGCAGAAGUCGGUGGUGGUGGCGGUGGACAGGCUGUUCCAUCACAAGCUCUACAACCGGUACGUGAAGAGGACCUCCAAGUUCAUGGCCCAUGACGAGCAGAAUCUGUGCAACAUCGGAGACCGAGUGCGGUUGGACCCAUCAAGGCCUUUGAGCAAGCGUAAGCAUUGGGUUGUGGCUGAAAUCCUCACCAAAGCACGCAUCUAUCAGCCUCCUUUACCAUCUGAUUCACCUUCAGCUUCACCUCAUUCUACUUCUUAAGGUGAAUCUUUUUGAAAGGCAUCCAAGGGAGUGACAAAACAUUAGAUUUAGCCAUAGAAAAGUUUCCGUUGUUUCUUGAAUAUUUUUCUUGUAUGGUUGAAUGUUUCUCUUAUAAUCUAAAGCCUAAAAUAGGGGUGAUUUGUACCUCCAAUUCGUUAGUAUGUGUAAUGCAAUUGAAUGUGCAUGAAAAUGUUGUGGCAAAGUUUUCUUAUAUGCGAUUUAAGCUUAAAGUGAUUGGAAAA
Molecule: messenger RNA, 796 nt
Organism: Prunus mume (Japanese apricot)
Lineage: Eukaryota; Viridiplantae; Streptophyta; Magnoliopsida; Rosales; Rosaceae
Biological process (GO): translation
Cellular component (GO): ribosome
Molecular function (GO): structural constituent of ribosome
Source: RefSeq, a predicted model, not a curated record